GUUACUGCAAAUAGAUAUAUGGGUAAGACUUUUCAAUUUAAUUGUUUUAAAAAUUUUAUAUAACCAAAAAGUAACCAUAUAAUGAAUACAGGAGUUCCGCAACUAUCAUCAAAGCCUACAAUAAUAUUUUUGAUAGACCCAAACAUUACUGAAUCACACACUCUUAAAGAAUGGUAAUGCUUAUGCAAAUAAAAUCCUUCCUAAUGUAAUUUUGAAAAAAAAUAAUACAUGUCUUAAAUAUAAGAUGACAGGGAACGAGAAAAAUUAUGAGAAACUGAUGCAGCAGACCCCAUCGAAGCUAAUGAGAAGGUCUAAGAAGGUUAUGCUUGGUGAUAUUAUCACAUCAUCAAUAGCUACAAAACAUGUAUUUUAUUAUAUUGGUUAAGAUAUUAACAAGAUAAAUAAUAAUAAAUUUUGAAUUUAUAACUUGAUUGCUAUUUUUUAGAAUAUGUAUUCCUACUUUAGAGCAGAGAUAUCAGCAAUAAUCAAUCCAGAAUCACCUUGUUACACCGCAUGCAAGAGUUGUCAAAGAAAGGUUUUUGUUGAAGACAGCAUAGCUAACUGCAACAAUUGCAAUACUAAAGAUGCAGAAUGGGAAAUAAAGUACCUUAUGCGAUUGGAAGUUAAAGAUCAUAUCGACAAGGCAUAUGUUAUACUUUUCGAUGAAGCUCGGUAUCUAACUGGUUGUUCAACUGAAGAAUAUGUAGAUUCAUUUAAUGAAGAAGGAAAGGAGCACUUAUCACCUAUGUACCAGAAAAUGAUGACCUGUUGCGACAAAGAAUAUCUUUUCUUGGUAAAAAUGAACAGGAAAGAUGAAGAGAAAAGAAUUGAAGGAAGAAUAACCGCUCAAGAAAUAUGCAGCCCAAACAACUUCGAACCAAUAGAAUGUGAUGAAGAUAAAGAUUCAAAGGACAUUUCACUGAAGCGAAAGAGUAUGACAAGCCUGAAAAAAGAUAUGAACAAAAGAAAGUUCAUGAAUAAUAAAAAUAUUAAAAUAGAAAGUGAGAAGUGAUUCAUCAUUUAUAGCACUACGAUGAAUACACUUAAUUAUGUUUAUUUAAACUAUUAUGUCGAGGAUAUGCACCUAUGUUGAUUUUAAGAAGUACAUUUUAAAUAGUGUUUGUUUGUUUAAAGUAUUAUGAGUCAAACAUAUCCUAUGUAACAAUGAAAGUUUUUCUGUUAAUUUGCUCUUUUCUUCAA
Molecule: messenger RNA, 1200 nt
Organism: Asparagus officinalis (garden asparagus)
Lineage: Eukaryota; Viridiplantae; Streptophyta; Magnoliopsida; Asparagales; Asparagaceae
Product: replication protein A 70 kDa DNA-binding subunit B-like
Exons: 3
Coding region: 449-1012 (187 amino acids)
Source: RefSeq, a predicted model, not a curated record